This is a messenger RNA of Pelodiscus sinensis (Chinese soft-shelled turtle), 1047 nucleotides long. The record is from RefSeq and is a predicted model, not a curated record. Lineage: Eukaryota; Metazoa; Chordata; Testudines; Trionychidae.
AUUGUGAUUUUUUUUUUUCUCUUGCAGGUUUUGGCCUGGUUUGAAGAAGGUGAAGAAACAAUCACAGCAUUUGUAGAACCUUUUGUAAUACUACUUAUAUUAGUAGCCAAUGCAAUUGUAGGUGUGUGGCAGGAAAGAAAUGCUGAAAAUGCAAUUGAAGCUCUUAAGGAAUAUGAACCUGAAAUGGGCAAAGUAUAUCGACAAGACCGAAAAAGUGUACAAAGGAUUAAAGCAAGAGACAUUGUCCCUGGUGAUAUUGUGGAAGUAGCUGUUGGUGACAAAGUUCCUGCUGAUAUAAGAAUUACUUCUAUCAAAUCUACAACUCUAAGGGUAGACCAGUCAAUUCUGACAGGUGAAUCUGUGUCUGUUAUUAAGCAUACUGAUCCUGUGCCUGAUCCUCGUGCUGUGAACCAAGAUAAGAAGAACAUGCUUUUUUCUGGUACUAACAUUGCUGCUGGUAAAGCUAUGGGAGUGGUUGUAGCAACAGGCGUGAACACUGAAAUUGGCAAAAUUCGUGAUGAGAUGGUGGCUACUGAACAAGAGAGAACACCACUCCAACAGAAACUGGAUGAGUUUGGAGAGCAGCUAUCCAAAGUCAUCUCACUCAUUUGCAUUGCUGUCUGGAUAAUCAACAUAGGUCACUUCAAUGAUCCAGUUCAUGGUGGUUCAUGGAUUCGAGGCGCUAUCUACUACUUUAAAAUUGCUGUUGCUCUUGCUGUUGCUGCUAUCCCAGAGGGUCUGCCUGCUGUUAUUACCACAUGCUUGGCCCUAGGAACCCGCAGAAUGGCCAAGAAGAAUGCUAUUGUUCGAAGUCUGCCAUCCGUUGAAACGUUGGGUUGCACAUCUGUUAUUUGUUCUGAUAAGACUGGUACUCUCACAACCAACCAGAUGUCAGUUUGCAGGAUGUUUAUACUGGAUAGAGUAGAAGGAGAUAGCUGUUCCCUGCAUGAAUUUACUGCAACAGGUUCAACAUAUGCCCCCAUGGGAGAAGUGUAAGUAUUUAAUUAAUGUUAAAUGUCUUCCAGUUUAUCCAUUGGUUGUACAUGU